GACCAUGGAAGUCGUUCUCAAGAAUCUGGUUAUUAUGAGAGAAUGGAUUAUGAAGAUGACAGAUUAAGAGAUGGAGAAAGGUGUAGGGAUGAUUCUUUUUUUGGUGAGACCUCACAUAACUAUCAUAAAUUUGACAGUGAGUAUGAGAGAAUGGGGCGUGGUCCUGGCCCCUUACAAGAGAGAUCUCUCUUUGAGAAAAAGAGGGGCGCUCCUCCAAGUAGUAAUAUUGAAAACUUCCAAUGGACUCUUACCGAAGGGUUAUCCCCAUCUGUGCUCUAUAUGUGAUUUGCCAGUUCAUUCUAAUAAGGAGUGGAGUCAACAUAUCAAUGGAGCAAGUCACAGUCGUCGGUGCCAGCUUCUUCUUGAAAUCUACCCAGAAUGGAAUCCUGACAAUGAUACAGGACACACAAUGGGUGAUCCAUUCAUGUUGCAACAGUCUACAAACCCAGCACCAGGAAUUCUGGGACCUCCACCUCCCUCAUUUCAUCUUGGGGGACCAGCAGUUGGACCAAGAGGAAAUUUGGGUGCUGGAAAUGGGAACCUGCAAGGACCAAGACACAUGCAGAAAGGCAGAGUGGAAACUAGUCGAGUUGUUCACAUCAUGGAUUUUCAGCGAGGGAAAAACUUGAGAUAUCAACUGUUACAGCUGGUGGAACCAUUUGGGGUCAUUUCAAAUCAUCUGAUUCUAAAUAAAAUUAAUGAGGCAUUUAUUGAAAUGGCAACUACAGAAGAUGCUCAGGCUGCAGUGGAUUACUAUACAACCACACCAGCAUUAGUGUUCGGCAAGCCAGUGAGAGUUCAUUUAUCCCAGAAGUAUAAAAGAAUAAAGAAACCUGAAGGGAAACCAGACCAGAAGUUUGAUCAAAAGCAAGAGCUUGGACGUGUGAUACAUCUCAGCAAUUUACCUCAUUCUGGCUAUUCUGACAGUGCUGUCCUCAAGCUUGCUGAGCCUUAUGGGAAAAUAAAGAAUUAUAUACUGAUGAGGAUGAAAAGUCAGGCCUUUAUUGAGAUGGAGACCAGAGAAGACGCAAUGGCAAUGGUUGACCACUGUUUGAAAAAGGCCCUUUGGUUUCAGGGGAGAUGUGUGAAAGUUGACCUGUCUGAAAAAUAUAAAAAAUUGGUACUGAGGAUCCCUAAUAGAGGCAUUGACUUACUGAAGAAAGAUAAAUCCCGAAAGAGGUCUUAUUCUCCAGAUGGCAAAGAAUCUCCAAGUGAUAAGAAAUCCAAAAUUGAUGGUUCUCAGAAGACUGAAAACACAACUGAAGGUAAAGAACAAGAAGAGAAGUCAGGUGAAGAUGGUGAGAAAGAUACAAAGGAUGACCAGGCGGAGCAAGAACCUAACAUGCUUCUUGAAUCUGAAGAUGAGCUACUUGUAGAUGAAGAGGAAGCAGCAGCACUGCUAGAAAGUGGCAGUUCAGUGGGAGAUGAGACAGAUCUUGCCAAUUUAGGUGAUGUGGCUUCUGAUGGGAAGAAGGAACCUUCAGACAAAGCUGUGAAAAAGGAUGCGAAUGCCAGUGCUUCAGCAGCUGCAAAGAAGAAGCUGAAAAAGGUGGACAAGAUCGAGGAACUUGAUCAAGAAAACGAAGCUGCGCUGGAAAAUGGAAUUAAAAAUGAGGAAAAUACGGAACCAGGAGCUGAAUCUGCUGAGAAUGCUGAUGAUCCCAACAAAGACACAAGUGAAAAUGCAGACAGCCAAAGUGAUGAAAACAAGGAGGACUAUACAAUCCCGGAUGAGUAUAGAAUUGGACCAUAUCAGCCCAAUGUUCCUGUUGGUGUAGACUAUGUGAUACCUAAAACAGGGUUUUACUGUAAGCUGUGUUCACUCUUUUAUACAAAUGAAGAAGUUGCAAAGAAUACUCAUUGCAGCAGCCUUCCUCAUUAUCAGAAAUUAAAGAAAUUUCUGAAUAAAUUGGCAGAAGAACGCAGGCAGAAGAAGGAAGCUUGAGAUGUGCAAGAAGCUUAAUGAUUUCAAAGAAAAUAAUGGUUCUUUGUUUUUAAUGUUAACCUUUUUUAAAUACAAUAUUGAUAGUUAGAAGAAAACUAUUGUACUCUUUUGUUUUAGUGAAAAAUAAUAGAUGUCUGUUCAUGUGUUAAGUGUUAUAGCAAAAAUAUACCUACGGUUAAGUUAAUAAAGAAUUGUUUUUUGUUUUAUCAGAAUGGUAACAGACAGAAGUACUUUGUAGAGACUGACUUUGUAAGCUACUUAGGACAACUUGCACCACUAAGAAAUGUAGAACCAUUAAGAGAAAUGAAAUUUAGUAGUUCCAAGCUUCAAAGAAAUGUCAAAACUUUUGAUUCCAUUCAAUAAAGAACAAAACCAAUUGUAUUUUUAUUUCAUCUGAAACAUUCCACAUUUCAAUCUGAGCCUUGCAGACUUUUUGUUUGGAGUUUGAAGCUUUUUUUCAUUGAGUUUCAUUUUUGGAGAACUUCGUUGAUGUGAGAUUGGUGAUUAAAAUGCAGGUGCAGUUUUCUUUUAAUGUCAUGCUGUUGUUUAGGUGAUAAAAAGUAAAUGGCUUUAGAUUUUGUAAUUUUUUUUCCCUAAAUUCCUGCUAGGUUUUGUAUUCUAGUAGUCAAAUGUAUUUUCAGUGAAAUGUAAGAAUAUUCCUGUUCUCUUUGACCAGUAUUAAUUUCUUGAGAUCUUACUGCUUGUCACUUGAAUCCUGUAGUUGUCAUACAUCUGGUAUAAGCAACAUUUGAUUUUUGAAGUGUGUAGACCAUCUCUUCAUAUUUUCAAGAUGUAAUUUUACAUUUCUGCAUUUUAAAAAGUUUGGCCAUAAUCUAGACGCACGCUUCUAAUUCGUAUACCUGCACAUGUGACUUUUGUGAACAGAAAUUUGCAUGUAUAAUCUGUGUUUACUUGUAACUUUCUGGUUAUAUACUGCUUAUAUCUGUGGAUUCAAGUUUCUGAAGUGAAUACCAAUAAAAAAAGAAAAAUCUAGGUCAUGUUUAUUGGUUAUACAUGUUUGGAAUGUUAACAUAUUCGUUGGUUAUGGUUUUUAUUCACUGUUACACUUCUGCAUGCUUUAACAAAUUAUUGCUGUUUUCAUCUAGAGUGUUCUAAAGACUGCUUACUAAAGAACUGAGUUUUAAAUGUU
Molecule: messenger RNA, 3095 nt
Organism: Manis javanica (Malayan pangolin)
Lineage: Eukaryota; Metazoa; Chordata; Mammalia; Pholidota; Manidae
Source: RefSeq, a predicted model, not a curated record